GCGGUAAGAUGGCGGCCUCGUUGGGCUCCAGAGAAGCGGACAUCGGGAAGAGGAGACAGAAACGUCCGUGGGAAGACGUCACCAUGUCGGGUGAGACCGGUGUGGCCCCCGGCCUCCCGGAGAACCUCGGCUUCUACGACCUGGACGCCGUCCGGAGGGAGCGGCGAAGGGACCCGGACCCGUCCCUCGCCCACUUCCUGUCUGCUGAGCUCACCAGAGGUUACUUCCUGGAGCACAACGAGGCUCAGUUCAGAGAGCGCAGAGAGAAGGUCUACACCUGCAUGAGGAUCCCCAAGGAGCUGGAGAAGCUGAUGGUGUUCGGCUUCUUCCUGUGUCUGGACGCCUUCCUGUACGUCUUCACUCUGCUGCCGCUGCGUGUGCUGCUGGCCCUGCUGAGAGUGGUGACGCUGCCAUGCUGCGGAGCCCGGCCUCACACCUGUCCCUACUGCAGGAGAAACAGUGGGUCCCGCGUGCUGCAGCCUGCCCAGGUGUGUGACGUGCUGAAGGGGCUCAUCCUUCUGCUCUGCUUCUCCAUGAUGACCUGUGUGGACUACGCCAUGAUGUACCACCUGAUCAGGGGCCAGUCUGUCAUCAAGCUCUACAUCAUCUACAACAUGCUGGAGGUGGCAGACCGGCUCUUCUCGUCCUUCGGUCAGGACAUCCUGGACGCGCUCUACUGGACGGCCACGGAGCCCAAGGAGCGCAAGAGAGACAGCAUCGGGGUCCUCCCACACUUCUGCAUGGCCGUGUGCUACGUCUUCCUCCAUGCCCUCCUCAUCAUGGUCCAGGCCUCCACACUCAACGUGGCCUUCAACUCGCACAACAAGUCGCUGCUCACCAUCAUGAUGUCAAACAACUUUGUGGAGAUCAAAGGGAGCGUCUUCAAGAAGUUUGAGAAGAACAACCUCUUCCAGAUGUCCAACAGCGACAUCAAGGAACGCUUCACCAACUACAUCCUGCUGAUCAUCGUCUGUCUGAGGAACAUGGAGCAGUUCUCCUGGAACCCAGAGCACCUGUGGGUACUGUGUCCCGACGUCGUCAUGGUGAUCACCUCGGAGGUUGCCGUCGACAUCAUCAAGCACGCCUUCAUCACCAAGUUCAACGACAUCACCGCCGACGUCUACAGUGAGUACCGCGCCAGUCUGGCCUUUGAACUGGUCAGCAGCCGGCAGAAGAACGCCUACACAGACUACAGCGACUCCGUGGCUCGGAGGAUGGGCUUCAUCCCGCUCCCGCUCGCUGUCCUGCUGAUCCGGGUAGUGAUGAGUUCUCUGAAGGUGCAGGGAGCUCUGGCCUACUGCUGCGUCUUCCUCUGCUACCUCGGCCUGGUGUCCCUCAAGGUGCUGAACAGCAUCGUGCUGCUGGGGAAGUCCUGCGUCUACGUCAAGAGAGCCAAGAUGGAGGACAAGCUGUUUGAUUGCCCGGCGCCCCCCAGACCGCCCCCAGGAAAAGCGGACCAGGAGCCAAGCCCCGCCCCCUCAGGUGUGGACAAGACCUCGGCUACUUCCUGCAGAGCAACGUCCACCUCCUCCUCCUCCUCCUCCUCCUGCUCCUCCUCCUCAGUGACCAGCCAGCCUCCCCCGAGGACUGACCUCCCGCCCCCCCCUCCCUCCUCCUCCACCACUACCAUCCUAUCCGACCCCGACCCCAGCACUGACCCCACCCCCGACCCCUGCCUGGCCAGCGACAAGGCCCCCCCGCCAGCCCCUCCCCCCCCGGAGGACCCCGCCCUCCCCGGCGAGGAGGCGGGGCCAGACCUCCGAGUCAGAGGGGCCAAGAAGGACCUUCUGGAGAUCGACCGCUUCACCAUCUGUGGGAACCGCAUCGACUAG
Messenger RNA from Gadus chalcogrammus (walleye pollock), 1832 nucleotides. RefSeq names its product transmembrane anterior posterior transformation 1a (gene tapt1a). The transcript is spliced from 15 exons. Gene Ontology annotation, cellular component: endoplasmic reticulum membrane; ciliary basal body. Gene Ontology annotation, biological process: maintenance of protein localization in endoplasmic reticulum; positive regulation of cilium assembly. NCBI's taxonomy places the organism in Eukaryota, Metazoa, Chordata, Actinopteri, Gadiformes, Gadidae. The record is from RefSeq and is a predicted model, not a curated record. The coding region runs from base 9 to 1832 and encodes 607 amino acids.